Penicillium cataractarum is the source of this 1497-nucleotide messenger RNA. RefSeq lists its product as uncharacterized. The transcript has 2 exons. The record is from RefSeq and is a predicted model, not a curated record. Lineage: Eukaryota; Fungi; Ascomycota; Eurotiomycetes; Eurotiales; Aspergillaceae. The coding region runs from base 1 to 1497 and encodes 498 amino acids.
AUGAAAGUUGACCGGCAGUACUUGGACGGGCAGGAGGAGGUGUAUCCCCUACACAAGCUCGACGAUAUCAAAAGUUUUCGUAACAAUGUGAUAUGGAUGAUGCGAUUCAAUGAUGUCCUUGAUGCUGAGAAAUUGGCCGAUUCAUUGUCGAGGCUGCUGGAGAUUGGAGAUUGGAAGAAACUAGGUGGGCGAUUGAGAUUCAAGGCGGAUGGAAAAUUGGAAGUUGUCUUCCGAAAGUUACCUGAAACUGGAGAACGGAAUGUAUUCUUCACUCACGACUCUUAUGAGAUGCGAAUCCAAGACCAUCCGCUGGCAAGUUGUUUACCGAACGCGACAGAUGGACCGUCUACCCAUCUAGUUUCGGAGGACUUUCGACCUUUUAUUGCUCGUCCGAAUUAUCCAUCCUUUGUUCAGUCAGUACAACGAAGAGAACCUUCCAUUGCGCUUCAUGUCUCUUCUUUCAAGGAUGCGACGCUCGUCGCACUUUCAUGGCCUCAUGUGUUGAUGGAUGCCUCGGCCGGGAAGGCCCUCUUGUCUGGCUGGUCAUCAGUGUUGGCGGGUCGCGAGAGCGAUGUCCCUGUGGUAACAGGCGCACGAGAGGACAUUCUCCUGCAAGCGACGGCAUCGGAAAAACUGGAAAAUAGCGAAGAAUUCAAACUUGAAAAGAACUGUCUCACUGGAGUCAAACUACUUGUCUUUCAAUUGCGGUGUUUGUGGGACAAGUUCUGCAACCAGCCUCGGCAACAGCGAGCCUUGUUUAUACCCGAACCCGUUCUCAAUAAGCUCAAAGCUGAGAUUCUCCAGGAGAUCGAGAAUGAAGGCCGGAGCACUCAGGAUGUGCCAUUUGCCAGCGAAGGGGACAUCCUAAUUGCAUGGAUAUGUCAAGCAGCGGCAUCUACCAUGCCGAGGCCCCGCCCAAUGGUGAUCAUGAGCUUCUUAGACAUUAGACCGCGGAUUCCCGAGAUACGCAAAUCGACCGAGGUAUUCUUGCAGAAUAUGGUCCUUUCGACGUAUGCUUUCCUAUCUGCGAGGACUGCCACGGGUUCUAUAGGUGCUGUGGCAGUGAGCCAUCGCCGUCACUUUGCCGAGCAGUCGACCGAGAAGCAGACGCUUUGCUUUUUGAAGCGUGUUUACCGCGAUAUUGAUGUGGCUAAAAACCCCAGGCUCUUUUUUGGAGAGUCAACUGCCGUGCCCAUUCUGAUCAACAACGUGAGCAAGGCAGAGUUGAUUAAACUUGUCGACUUUGGUCCUGCGGUUCUGCAUCAGGGCGAGAGCUCCGAGACACGGAAAAAUCCAGUGGGAAGUAUGGUUACUUACUGGAAUGAAGGUCUCGAACGGGGCUGGAGUGGUUUCAAUGUUUGCUGGAUACAAGGAAGAGACCAUCGAGGGAAUUUCUGGAUGAUGGCAAACCUUCUGCCUCGGACAUGGGCAAAAUUAGAGGAGCAUUUGCGGCGGUUAUAUGAGCAAGGUCCAUUGAAUCCAUGCAAUCAAAAGUGA